CAACGGCGAGGUAGCUCGCCUCAAACCUGUUGUAGUUAGCUUGCUAGCUAGCUAGCAUUACCUACUUAGCGAACGAUGGCUAAAUGAGCUAAUCCUGUUAACGAUAUCUUGUGAGAUAGGCAACAGUAUGCUCCGAGGAAGUAACUGUAAGUUAGCGUUUCAGAAGAAUGGAAGGUGUGGAGGAGAGGCGACCUAUCAAAAAGACAGAAAGCAAGACGAAUUGCACAGCGUCUGCCCGGCCACCUAGACAGAGGGAGCGACAGGGGAAAUCACCUCGCAGGCGGCGUGAAGUGAAGAGGUCGCAGCGACGACUAGAUGGUCAAGAACAGCUGUUGUGGGGCUGCGAGCAGCGGAAGUUACCUGGGCAACAUGAGCUCUCCGAACCUACUGGCUCGACAGUAGAGACGUCUGAUAGCUCUCCCAAGAGAUGGGAUAGGUGCAGACGAGGCCAUUUUCUUCAUGGACCAUAUCCAACCACUCAUUUUGGACCCAAAGCCUGCAUUCUUCCCAACCCAACCUCAAUCAUGCAUAUCCAAGACCCAGCCAGUCAGCGCUUGACUUGGAACAAGCCGCCGGUCAAUGUCCUGGUCAUCAGGAAGAUUCGCGACGACAGUCUUCUGGAGCCCUUCAAAGAGCUGUGCCAGUUCCUGGUGGAGGAAAAGAAGUUGAUGGUGUUUGUCGAGAAGAAAGUUGCUGAUGACGUCACUCUCACAAACGAUGAGGCCUUCUCUUCUAUUUGUAAAAAACUCUGCACUUUCAGAGAAGGCUUUGAUGACAUAUCCCACUGUAUCGACCUCAUCAUCUGCCUGGGUGGAGAUGGAACCCUCCUGUACGCAUCCUCCCUAUUCCAGGGAAGUGUUCCUCCCGUAAUGGCUUUCCACCUGGGCUCAUUGGGUUUCCUCACGCCCUUCAAGUUUGAGUCUUACAGGACAGAAGUGGCCAAAGUGUUUGAAGGAAACGCAGCCAUCAUCCUGCGCAGCCGGCUCAAGGUGAAGGUGGUGAAGGACGUGCCAGAGCGGAGCGAGCAGGACGGCGGCCCCGAUGAGAACGGCCUAGAGCCUCACGGCCAUGGCAGCAGCGAGGCCGGCAAAGUCACUCUACUACAGGUGCUGAACGAGGUGGUGGUGGACAGAGGCCCCUCGUCCUACCUGUCCAACGUGGACCUGUACCUGGAUGGACGUCUCAUCACCUCCGUGCAGGGAGACGGAGUCAUAGUGUCCACACCCACGGGCAGCACAGCCUACGCCGCGGCCGCCGGAGCCUCCAUGAUCCACCCCAACGUGCCGGCCAUCAUGGUCACCCCCAUCUGCCCCCACUCACUAUCCUUCAGGCCCAUUGUGGUGCCCGCGGGGGUGGAGCUCAUGAUCAUGCUGUCUCCUGAUGCACGAAACACAGCCUGGGUGUCAUUUGACGGCAGGAAGAGGCAGGAGAUUAAGCACGGGGACAGCAUUAAGAUCACCACCUCCUGCUACCCGGUGCCCUCCAUCUGCUGUCACGACCUGGUGUACGACUGGUUCGACAGUCUGGCCCAGUGUCUCCACUGGAACGUGCGCAAGAAGCAGACACGUCUGUCCGAGGCCUCCGACUCCUCAGACACAGAGAACUGACAGUGCUCCAACCCUGCCCACUUGGUUUGUCUGUUUGUUUGUCUCUUUGUCUGUCUGUCUGUUUUGGUUUUAUUUUUGUUUCUGCAUCUCUCUUCUAGGGUGAGUGGACAGACAUAGGACUGAGUUGUUACAUGCUGUGUAGCACUGUAUUUAUUCGUUGAGGGCAUGUUCAGCACUGUCAGUACUCUGUGCAAAGUCAUUUUUGUCGUCUUUUCAUUGUCACUGUAGGGGCAGUGCUGCCCCGCUUACGUAAUUUUUAUCAUUUCUGUUCUUAUUUUUUUACGCAUAUGUAAUCAUUCUGUAGACUGCUACAUUUGUGACAGCUACAGCCUAAUUCAUACAUUCCAAAACAGAAAGACCUGUCUGGCUUGUGCAGUGUGACUAACUCAUUUAAUAAAAAGGCUUACCUCUCUGUCCUUUUGACUGGAGGGACCUUUUUGUACCUCUCUUUAUGGCUGGUAUGCAUCUUAACUUGUUUUAGUUUUCACUUCUUACAAUGGUGAUGGAGAUGCAGACUAGGUUAUUACAAUUAACAUCCUGAAGACAGAAUGAUGUAAUUUACUUUUUUUCUGUUAUGUGAGAUAACACGGCUAAUUAGAAGUCUAUGAAUUGUGCUUAUGAGAAAUUCUAGAGUUUAAACAUGAAAUAUAAAUUAUGUUUAUCAUAUUUAUUACACAGUGUAUCUAAUAGGACAUAGAGAUUGUUAACGAAGUGGGGCUCUGUUUAACUUGCUUUAAAACAAAACAAAAAGUACUCGUCACAGUUCCUCUACAUUACAUGGGACGAGAAAGGUAUAUAUUUCUACUAAUUACCACCAUUAGUCUUCACACUUUUACUGCAAAUAAAAUAUUGAAAUGAAAGGUU
This is a messenger RNA of Clupea harengus (Atlantic herring), 2471 nucleotides long. It is a transcript of the gene nadkb, whose product is annotated as NAD kinase b. Gene Ontology annotation, molecular function: NAD+ kinase activity. NCBI's taxonomy places the organism in Eukaryota, Metazoa, Chordata, Actinopteri, Clupeiformes, Clupeidae. Gene Ontology annotation, biological process: NADP+ biosynthetic process; NAD+ metabolic process. The record is from RefSeq and is a predicted model, not a curated record.